AUGAAAGUUUUCUGUGAUAUUUGUUACGAGCUAUUCGACGAGUACAGCAAUGUGGCAGCAAUAACUUGUGGUCAUGUCUUCCACCAAGAUUGCAUUUCUGAUUGGUUCGUGUAUGCUCAGUCUUGUCCAAAGUGUAGGAGCUUCGUAGAACAAAAUAAUACCAGAAAAUUGUUUUUCAGUAUAUCGCCUAAUGAAGAAAUGAGUAAAGAACAAAUAGAAAACGAAAUUGGGAACUUGAAUGCUACCGUGAAAAUGAUGACGAUGGAUAUUGCAAACAUGAAAAAUUUUGAUAAAGUUACGAAAUUGACUUUACAAGAUAUUAAACUGGGAAUAAAGCAACUUGAAUCUAGUAUUGAUCAUCUUCGUUUACAACAGAGGAAAGAACUAGAACACGUCCAGAAGUGCAUAAAAUUACUUUUAAAUUAUUUUCAUAUAAUAAUACGCUACCUCGUACAUGAUACGAAAGACUAUGCUUUGAAUGAAAAACGCCUAAACUCUGAAACAGCUAAUCCAAAAGAAACGCAUGAAGAAUACAAAAAGAUAACAGAACCAGGAAUAACGUUAAAAAAUUCUAAAGAUUUCCUCAUGAAUAAAAAGUUUAAGGUGUUUAAUGAAACGCAUGACGUAAAAUGUAAAAUUUCCGAAUACAGGGACAACGAACACAUAUGUAACUCUUCGAUAACCAAAAAAGAAACUGAUGCAGAAAGAAAAGAACUAGGAUACCAUUUGAAUAAUACAAGUGUUCAACAUUUUGAUUCGUUGAAAACAAGUAAAGGGCGAUUAUUACAUGUAGCAACUAUUGGCUGUAACUCGAACUCCUUUGACUUAUCCGAUUUGCAAGAACCAGCACAGCCAGAAAUGGAGCAACCUUUUAUGAGGGAUAGAUAUUUCAGCAGCAGUGGGCAGCCAGAUCUGUGUCUGAAAUCAGAAACAACGCAUAGUCAAUUUAAUGAAAUUUUCCUAACUGAAGAAAGCAAUUCACGUCCAGAAAUGAUACAUACUCAGUCUAAUCAAGACUUUGUAUCAGAAGGAAGUAGCGACGAAUUUGAUACAUUUGAGUGA
Messenger RNA from Stegodyphus dumicola, 1062 nucleotides. RefSeq lists its product as uncharacterized. NCBI's taxonomy places the organism in Eukaryota, Metazoa, Arthropoda, Arachnida, Araneae, Eresidae. Gene Ontology annotation, biological process: protein ubiquitination; replication fork processing. Gene Ontology annotation, molecular function: ubiquitin protein ligase activity; protein binding. Gene Ontology annotation, cellular component: nucleus; site of DNA damage. The record is from RefSeq and is a predicted model, not a curated record.